CAACAAGAUUAGCAUUAGAUGAUGCGGAUUCUCAUGACUUACAACAUUUUAUUAAAUUUAGAGAAAUUAUUGGGCAGGAAGUUGUAUAUGGUACUGAGCCUAUUCCAGGAUGCAUGCUUGGGCCUAAACAAGAUAACGUUCAA
Molecule: messenger RNA, 143 nt
Organism: Racocetra persica
Lineage: Eukaryota; Fungi; Glomeromycota; Glomeromycetes; Diversisporales; Gigasporaceae
Source: the annotation of a GenBank genome assembly